AACACAAAAGAAGUACCAAUUUCAAUAGGACGGCUGACGCUCAUACACCAGGGGAAUUUUUUUCUUUGUUGGGGUCUACUGAAGUGAAAGUUGCACAGCAUUAAGGGUAUAAAAAGAGUGAACUUGGACCAUCAAGUGUAAUAAUAUUACAGCUGCGUAGGAAGGAGAGAUCACAACACCUUGCUGUUCAGAGAAAAAAAGGAACCGGAAAAAGGAGCGUCGUUUUUGUUUUUCUUUUAUUUGAACAAGAGGACUGGUCAGAGAUAACAGUGCUUCACUUUACCAACCCAACAGAAGAUCAAAGAAAUACAAGAGCUGACCAUCUGAUGAUGAUGAUGUCAUGAUCAAAAUAACAAUGAUGUAACUGCGGAGUGAUUUUUUUCUACGGAGCUGUUUUCUACGGACCAACAAUGAACAAUAUUAUAGUGAUUAGAUAGACUGCUUUGUUUUCUCACAAAAUUUACACGCGCUGCCCGAAGUGACGACGUGACUAACGCCAUGAAGAUACAACUUGUCAUUGUGUUUGCGGUCGUCGCAAUCACACAAAGUGCACCAUCCAACCCUUGUGAUCCUAACCCGUGUGGUCGUGGAUCGUGCUUCCGAUCAGUAGACGGUACUGGUUAUGCUUGUAACUGUGAGGAAGGAUUUUCCGGAGACACUUGUCAGUUCGGUCCAUGUGACUCCAAUCCAUGUGUAUCGGGAAUAUGUUUAACCUCGUCAAUACGGAACAGUUACGCUUGCUUGUGUCCAGCGAAUAGAGAGGGUACAAACUGCGAAAUCGUUAUAAAUGCAUGCGAUAGUAACCCAUGUCAGAAUGGUGGAAUGUGUUUGUCUUCUAGUACUGACACAAUGCGGUACAUCUGCAGCUGUACCUCGGGCCACACUGGAACACACUGCGAGAGCGACCCAGCUGCACCUUGUGACAGUUCUCCGUGCCUAAAUGGCGGGGCGUGUACCCCAGCGAUUAACGGUGGAUACCUUUGCACAUGCGCCGCUCAAUUCGCCGGCCCACAAUGCCAACAAGCAAUGUCAUGUGCGUUCGAUCCCUGUAAAAAUGGAGGGUCUUGCUACCUUAACUAUAAUGAUGGCGUCAAUUACAUGUGCAAGUGUCCAGACAAUUAUAAGGGGAAGGAUUGCAGCAAACCAGAUCCCUGUUCAAGCAACCCGUGCGCGGGCAACAGUGUGUGUUUGACUGAAGAUGACGGUACAUAUUCCUGCCUGUGCCGAUGUGGAACUGACGGUUCGUGUAGUAAUACUGAUAAUGGAGAAGAUGGAGGUACUCGCACAAAUGUGGACAGCUCGACUCCGUCCGACACUACCACCCAUGCUAAUGGUCCAGACACGUUCAGCACCUCGUUCAUGUGUUCUGAAACAACUGACCUUGUUGGCUGCCGUUUCGUAUUCACUGAAAUGAACAAGUGUAAUAAUCGCGGCUGUUGCUCCUCGGAUGCUCGUGGGGGAGCAAAAUGCAGUUGCUCGGAUGGGUACGGUGGCAAUCAAUGCCAGUAUGAUUGUGCUAGCAGUCCAAUUGGGUGCAGUUCAUCAGACAGCAACGCUGAGAACGAGAAUGGAGGAACCGGAGGAACUGGUGGUGGUGUCAAAUCACAAGUUGAGCCCUUCGUCUGCCUGGAUGUAUUGGCACCGUCCCCCAACUUACCAUGCCUCCGCGUAGCAGAGGAGACAAACAACUGUAGCAGUCAUGGUUGUUGCUCAAUUGACUCGGACGGUGAUGCUAGAUGCAGGUGUAGCGGCGUCUAUGGGGGUCCCCACUGCCAGUUCAACUGCGCCCUUCAUCCAGAAGAUUGUGGUUCAGCCAAUGGAGCCGGGGGAAGUGGUACUGAUGGUGGUGUCAUACCACAAGUUGAACCCUUCGUCUGUCUGGACGUAUUGGCACCGUCCCCCAACUUAGCAUGCCUCCGUGUUGGGUCUGAGACAAACAACUGUAGCAGUCAUGGUUGUUGCUCAAUUGACUCGAACGGUGAUGCUAGAUGCAGGUGUAGCGGCGUCUAUGGGGGUCCCCACUGCCAGUUCAACUGCGCCCUUCAUCCAGAAGAUUGUGGUUCAGCCAAUGGAGCCGGGGGAAGUGGUACUGAUGGUGGUGUCAUACCACAAGUUGAACCCUUCGUCUGUCUGGACGUAUUGGCACCGUCCCCCAACUUAGCAUGCCUCCGUGUUGGGUCUGAGACAAACAACUGUAGCAGUCAUGGUUGUUGCUCAAUUGACUCGGACGGUGAUGCUAGAUGCAGGUGUAGCGGCGUCUAUGGGGGUCCCCACUGCCAGUUCAACUGCGCCCUUCAUCCAGAAGAUUGUGGUUCAGCCAAUGGAGCCGGGGGAAGUGGUACUGAUGGUGGUGUCAUACCACAAGUUGUACCCUUCGUCUGUCUGGACGUAUUGGCACCGUCCCCCAACUUAGCAUGCCUCCGUGUUGGGUCUGAGACAAACAACUGUAGCAGUCAUGGUUGUUGCUCAAUUGACUCGGACGGUGAUGCUAGAUGCAGGUGUAGCGGCGUCUUUGGGGGUCCCAAAUGCCAGUUCGACUGCGCCCUUCGUCCAGAAGACUGUGGUACCGCUAGUGGAACUCAAGCAAACCAAUAAUAGGCAAACACCGUGUCAAAGUUGGUAAUCAUCAGCUGUCCAUAUUCUCCAUAUAAACCACAAAUUAAUACUCAUAGCUUAAUGAGUUGUGCAUAAUGUACUGACGUCAUAGCAUGAGCUUCACCUCAGCCAUUGUUGCAAUCACCUAAAACUUUUAAACUGGGCGUUUCUUAAUGAUAUCGGUUCUUUCCUUGAUCUCAAAUGACGUGUCUUUCGUCGGUUACGAAGGUGCACACACAUAAUUGUCAAUAAUAAAAACAUGAUAAUAUAUUGUAUAUCCAAUGUAGUAUUGUUUAUCAGUGAAAAGAAAACAUGAAAUAAUACAAGUCAUUGGUUUAAGAGAUUUCCAUACUGAAAUACAAAUACUGUCUUAUCCAAAGCAAGUCAUAACUGUCAACAAACUUCAAAAUCAUCUGCAGUUUUUGUGAACUCUGUUUCUUGGAGUCUGAUUAUAGUCACACUUCACAUAUUUUUAUCAUUAUUAUUAUUAUUAUUAUUACACUUAUACCUGACUAGAAUUAAAACAAAAUCAGGACUCAAGUUAAUAAUUUUCACCAAAUUCUGAAUUAAAAUUAUCUGAAAUUCUUAAUUUUUCUUUUCGUUACUCCCCUGCCUGGAAUAAGACUCGGGUAAACCAUCGGGCUCGUUUUGUAUCCGUUUGGGUGUUCUUUAGUUGGAUAAUGAAAUUUGCAUUUUGUGAUGACAAUUGUGAUAUGAUAUCGGUAAGGCAUUUAUAUAUGAAUUUUGUUGAUUUUGAUCUCGCACAAAGCCUUUUUCGGAAAUGAUCUAUUUUAAGUUUUGUUUUACUUUAUUUGUUCUUGUUGAUUUACUGAUAUUGUUAAUUUGGUAAGAUUUUUUUUUUUUUAAGAAAAACCUCUAAUUUUAUAGGGUCAUUUUGAAACAGCAGCUUUUGUUCAUUGUAUUAACUAUUGUGCAUGAAAACGACAAUCAAAUUAUUGCCAAUCAAUAGAAUACCUUCAAAUCUUCGGAGUGGGUGCUUUGUGCUAUAAAAGCGUUGGGUAUGAAAUUUGAUUGGAACAAUUUUUAAAAGUAGAAUAAAACGAUUAACACAAAUAUCACUCGAAAUGGUGUGGUUUUCCUUAAACUUUGGUCGCCAUUUGGUAAAACUGGUUCCAAUCGCUAGCACUUUCCUUUUGAAUCAUGAAAAGUUGCUCAAGCGUUGCCAUGACAACAAAACAUUUACAUAAACAUUUCUUUACUAACUAAAUAUUUCAAACUGAUCAAAACAAUUGUUUCAAAAGUGUCAAUCUGUCCAAUCUGCAAAGUAUUGUUAUUUCACAUUUCUAAGUACGUUUCUAAAAGAAAACGGAAAAAGCCCUUGCAAAACACAAAAUAAUCAUGUAAUACUUUGAAACAAUUGUAAUAAAUUGUACGAUGAAAAUAA
Messenger RNA from Asterias rubens (European starfish), 4000 nucleotides. Its product is annotated as fibropellin-1-like. The record is from RefSeq and is a predicted model, not a curated record. The coding region runs from base 499 to 2595 and encodes 698 amino acids. The transcript is spliced from 10 exons. Gene Ontology annotation, molecular function: calcium ion binding. Gene Ontology annotation, biological process: heterophilic cell-cell adhesion; establishment or maintenance of epithelial cell apical/basal polarity. Gene Ontology annotation, cellular component: protein-containing complex; plasma membrane. NCBI's taxonomy places the organism in Eukaryota, Metazoa, Echinodermata, Asteroidea, Forcipulatida, Asteriidae.